Messenger RNA from Babesia microti strain RI, 4368 nucleotides. Its product is annotated as conserved Plasmodium protein, unknown function. The transcript is spliced from 11 exons. The record is from RefSeq and is a predicted model, not a curated record. The coding region runs from base 1 to 4368 and encodes 1455 amino acids. Lineage: Eukaryota; Apicomplexa; Aconoidasida; Piroplasmida; Babesiidae.
AUGCUGUCUUCAGGGGAGGGAAAACCUUUCGAUAUUUUCAGAAUAUCCAUAUCCGAUCUCUUCCAAACGGUCGAAUAUCUCCUUACCACUUAUACAGACACUUCUAAAUAUGCCAACCGAUUUUACCGCAACGCGCUAGUGAUAUCAAACACUGAUUUUGAUCUCUUAGAAAAGUGGAAAUGUAGAGAGGAUUCGAAAAUUGAACCACACAAGGUGGAGUCUUUUUAUCGUAAUUUGAUUCUAAUUGUCGAACGCUUUGCCACGGAUGGCAUUGAUGAUAUUGAAGAAGAUGAUCCUAUAGUUAUGAUUUUCAAGGGUUUGAUAUACCUAUCCAUUCUGUCUAGGUACUAUGACUUUGGUAUAACCUGCAUGAGGGUUAUUUCUUAUCACUAUAAAAGCAGCAAUUAUAGGCAUCGUGAAUUUGCUAAAAUUGCCAUGAGAAACACCUUCCCUUCCAUCUUCAAAAGGUUUGUUUUUGUUACCAACCCCCCCAAAAUAAAUCCUCAAUUGCCAUCCAAAACACUUAGCAUUCAAAGUACAACAUCAGACGUUGUGCGCCCAAAAAAAUCAAAUGGUAUUGGUUGCAGAAUUAAUAAUGCUGAGGUUUUCAACUUUGGAAGGAAGAAAUUUGAUUCAGUUAUUAGAUUUUUUGCAUGCAAGUCCUCAAAGUCAUUGCAAUACACCAAAACGCCCCGUCGUGUAUCAAUCAGGCAUCAAUUGGAUGUGGAGAUAAAUGAUGCAUGUUUAGCAUACAUAACUUCCUUGGCUACCAUAAAUUCGGAUAUUUCGGAAUUUUUGAAUGAUUCCGUAAUUGUAACUACAAAAAUACUACAUCACACUCCUUGGUCAUUAGAAGCAUUAAAACUCACUAGAAUGGCAUGCAAAUCGGAAGAUAACACUAUAAAGUGUAUAUCAUAUGGGCUUAAUGUGUUCAUGAAUACGCUAACAUUUAACUAUAAGAAGGAGCCCCCGGAUAAAGUAAUCUCAUUCUCUUUCAUCUUAUCGAUUAUAAGCUCAUUUUUGGCUGUGAAGCAUAGAUUGUUGUGUUAUGAGAGUGUUCAAUUGGACAAUAUCAUAUACAAUAGUGAUUUCUACGUGAAAAUAUUGUUUGAUGGAAUUCGCAGUAUUAUUGGUUUCCAUCAUCCCACAACUGAGAUACAAUGCCAUCAUGUAUUCCUAUGUGUGGAGAUGAUGAAAUGUCUAUAUUUAAUAUUCAAAACGAACCAUGAAAUACUCCUCGAGUGUUGCUACACAUUUCACAUUGUGGACAUUCUUUUAGUGGCGUUAAAGGAAACAGAGGCUCAGCCAGAAAUACUCGGUACUUCUGCCGAAGGGAUUGCUAUUGUUCUGGGUUAUGAGGAUACCAGGAAUGAAUUCAUUGCAUAUGUUUCUAAGGAGACUUCAUACUUUGUACCAUUACUCUCAUAUUUUAAAAUGAAAUGGGAACAAUACCACAAUUCACUCGCAGAAAUUGCUAAACUUUUUAAUUUAUUUCUAAUACUUAGCAAUGAAGGGGAUCCUAUAGCUAAGGAUAUCAAUCAUCAAUUGGAAAUUAAUGGACGAGAUGAAUGCUUGUUAUAUGGCGUUGAAAUAGGUGGUGAAAUUGGAUUAGAAUGCAUAAAAUGCUUAUCCCUGUGUAAAACAUACACGAUUGACACUAUUAUUAGUCUCAGAAAUGUUAUGGGCAUGAAAACAUUUUUCGAUGACGCGUCCCUGGAGAUGAUAGGGUACAUAAUUAAGAUAUUGACAAAAGUUGUAUCUGGAUGUGAUGUUGAGCUACCAGAAGGGGAAAUUGCGGAAAUUUUGGAGGCAAUUCUACUGAUCUUGACCACAAGCUUGCUUUUGGAGGAAAAAUUAUGCGUUAAAAAUGCCAUGUUUGCCAGAAGUUGUGCUGCCCAAUUCAUAGUAACUCUUGGGUACACCAAAACUGGAAAAGAGCUACUCCGUGAAUCCUGCGCCAAAAUAUGUCAUGUACUGUUUUUAGAACAAGAAAACUGUCCGUUCAACCAUAUAGAUUUGCCUGUGGAACGCAUUUGUGAUGGGGUUUCAACGCCGUUGAUGGUAUUGGAUAUGGUUACUUUUGUUGGUGACACUCCCAGGGAAGUUAUCAAACCUAACGUCAAGCAGGCCUUUCGUGUAGUGUCUGCACUGGCUGAUUAUUGUCAACACUUGUCUGGCAACGGUCCGUCACAUGAAAAUAAGUUAUCAGAGCCAGAAUCGCUUAAGAAUAUUUUAAAAAACUGCAUUGACUGUGAGCAGGAUUUCUUCCAACCCAUAAACGAACUAGAACCAAUCUACACUGGUUCCUCCAGUGUUAGUGAUAAGGAUAAAAGGGAAAUGCCAACAAGCAACGCCGAAGGCCUAACCUCCAAUGCCAGUGAAUUCGUAGAGUACGACCUACUUGAAAAGUUGCUAGAUUACUUGUCAAAAGGACGAGAUCUAAAAAAUUACGGUGUAACAGAUAAGUCCAGUUCGGAGUACUUUGUUGGAUUGUUGAAGGGAGAUAAAAUAACUUUUGAGAGGGAAGAGAAACCUAAAUUGCCACUCCUUGGCGAUUGGUUCGUAAAAAAUGCCCGUGGCGAUAUAUGCACUGGCAAGGAUCUAGACAAGGCUGUUACAGAGAACGAUACAUCUAUGCUAACCUUGUGCAAGAUUUCAUAUGCCUCUGCCUGCGGAAUAACAUUGGCAAACUAUCAGAAAGAGUCGGAACUAACGGAAGAUGGUGGCAAUAACACGAACAAAAUAUUACCAACAAAUCUUGUCUGGUCAAAUUGCUACCUUAAAAAGCUGAACCCUUGUUUUAUCGCUGCCGCCUAUCUACGCUGUUUAUACGGACUGCUGCAUAGUAACGCUGCCAAUAAUAAAUAUGUUUGUGACAAAUUUAAACAACCGGCAUUCGUACGCAAGAUAAUCAUUAUAAUAACAAAUAUACCUUUGUUGGAGUGUAAUUUGUAUUCCAAGUUCUUCGCAGUGACCCAAAAGGCGUUGUCAUUUGAACCUUUGCAGCACGUUGAAUCGAUGGAUAUGGCUGUUGUGUAUGAUAUAGUCUCGGGUACAUGUAAUAAGGCAAUUUCAACAAUUUUACCAUAUUUAUCUGCUGGGCCUAACGUAUUGUUCGACCUUAAGAUGUCAAAUUUGCUUGUGUUUGUAGAACAGUUGAUGAAAUUAUUAUAUUUGUUGGUAACCCAGACUCCAUAUAUCAAAUUUUCCGACAAAUUCACCGUUCAGCAAUGGUGCGUUGAAAAGUGUCUGACUAGAUUUAUCACUACACAAACUCUGGAAUUUAUUCACUUAAUACUUAACCAAAUUCUCACAUUGGAGACUGGAUCUUUCCGCGGUACGUUUGUGGCGCAUUAUUACGAUGCGGUGACUAGUAAGAGCAUUGAGGGCUUCUGUUUGAAGAUUUUGCAGGGUAUUAUGUGUACUUGUCCGUCCACAAGGCGUUUUGAGGCUCUUUAUCAUAUAUUAGAGGCCAAGGAAUCAGGUUCUAUAGUGUACCGUCAAACUUUGAUCGAUGAAUUGGUGAUCAGCUCAUAUUAUGAAAGAUAUCGAAUUGCAUAUCAGGGAUACAUUGCGGAAGUUGAACAUGUCCCAGAGGCCGUUACAACCGUUUCCAAAGUCAUCUGCAAGAUACACUCUGAUAAGAUCCCUUUUACCGAGCGUCUGCUCCUCCUUUCUACGCACAACAUCCACAUACUCGAACUUCCCAAGCCACAACAUUUCGAUGACUUGGACCACGUUAAGUUAGAUAUCAAACACGCACUAAAGGGGAAAUAUAUACUGAAAAAAUUGUCUGAAAUUAUCAUAUACGAAUCUCUAACCGAAAAUGUGUCUAUCCAAAGUACUCAAUCCACUAGCACUUAUGACAACGAAAACGAUGCUCUAAAUUUGACUUGUAAGAUAGUUCCCACAAGUCUUUGUUAUAUGAGACUAAAGGUGGAUUGUGAUGUGGUUGAGCUAAUUUUUACCAAAUCGGCAGAUUAUCACAAUCUAUUGGCCAAGCUCUCUCAUGUCAAACCAACUAUAACUAAAUUACCAGAGGCACUACUAAAAUCAAUUAACAUAACCACUUUACAGUGUGACAAGUUUGAUAAAGUGUUGUCGUUGGGUUGGGAGCAAUUAUCAGUGUACUCGUUUGACUGGCAGAAGGGGGAGGAGUCAGCACCUGAAACACACGAAUUUGGCAUGUUAGAAAAGGUUACGUUUGGAGAAAAUCUCACAGUUUUAGUAAAAUUUAAAGAUUCCAAAGAAAAAUCACUUACUUUUUUGUCUGAUUCUUCACUGCAAUCGUUCAAACGAGCAUUAGCACAGGCACUUUAUAAUCUCGAAAACUCAGGGAAAUGGAAACGCACUAUUGACUUCCACUAG